AUGGCCAGCUCAUCGCGCAAUCUGACAGCUUGGGACGUGGCCGCGCUACGAGUCUCGCAGCUCAAUGCCACAGACGACAUGCCGGCGCUUUCGCGUGCAGCCUCUUUGAAAAGCACGUACGGACUUCGUGCGCUGCCGAUCAACCUGGGAUCUCUGGAGGAUUUGGGACUUAAUCCGUCACAAUGCAAAGAGCUUGAGGCCGACGAUGUUCCCGCAUCAACGAAGGAUUUGCCUGCACGUAGUCCGCAUGACUCAAUGGACCUUUACCCGAUCUCGUUUCUCCUGCGACAAGAUGUGCUCAUGCCAUGUCCCAAUCACUGGACAGGGCUUUCGAACGCGACGAUCCGACUUCGCCGAGGCCGACGUGUCGUGCAUGGCACCGUUGAACGGCAGUCGCCGUACUGGCAUCGAAUGUAUACGCCGCAUGCAUCGGAAGCGGGCCCGCUCCGAGCCAGUAUUCCACUGACCAGCGCUGAUUUGGACCGCUCACACGCAGUGUACCAGCGGAGUGCGUUGACGUCUCGUGCGAACCGACGCCGCUCCCGCACAGCACACCGCAGCUUAGAGGAAGCUGCGGCGAGCAAGCGUGAUGCUACCGUAGAAUCGGGCGACCUGCGUCACCGAUUGGAGCGUGUCGUCAAAGAUGUGCUUCCCCAGACUGUCCUGUGGACCGAGGGCAAUGAGCGAACUUGGCAGGAGGAUCGCUAUGGCUGGAUUCAUGCGCCGGAAUCCGAUGACCGGAUUCCCGCGAGCACCAUGCUGGAGUCACUGCACUUUUAUGCGGCACAAUUUUAUCACGCGAAUGAUGCUCUUCAACCGGUCCAUGCCAUAGCAACGCCGUCGGAUAUCUCGCCUUCAGCGUGUGAGGAGAUUCGCAACGCUCUCCUGAAAGAAGUGCCCGACUCCAUGUUACCUGGCACGCCGCUGUGGGAGUACUGGGCUCGGCAUUCGUUGGGCUGUGGCCGCUCAAUGCUGCAGCGAUUCGAUGGCAGCGCGAUCGUUGCACUGGGCUCGCUUGUUCGCGCAUAUACGCAGCACGUUUUGCCACGACAGGCGAUGAUGCAACGAUCCAAAAAACAAGCACCACUGGCAGAUGCACUGCGUGCAGAGCGCCGGGAUCGAACGAGAUGGCGCGUGUCUCGAGCGAAAAAGCACGCACAUGUCCAGGCGUUUCUUAACAAGUUUCAACAGAGAUGA
Molecule: messenger RNA, 1197 nt
Organism: Malassezia globosa CBS 7966
Lineage: Eukaryota; Fungi; Basidiomycota; Malasseziomycetes; Malasseziales; Malasseziaceae
Exons: 1
Coding region: 1-1197 (398 amino acids)
Source: RefSeq, a predicted model, not a curated record